Molecule: messenger RNA, 1488 nt
Organism: Lasiosphaeria miniovina
Lineage: Eukaryota; Fungi; Ascomycota; Sordariomycetes; Sordariales; Lasiosphaeriaceae
Product: pyridine nucleotide-disulfide oxidoreductase-domain-containing protein
Exons: 2
Coding region: 1-1488 (495 amino acids)
Molecular function (GO): NADH dehydrogenase activity
Source: RefSeq, a predicted model, not a curated record
AUGGAAAGUAGCAAGAGCAAGAGCAAACACAAGAAAGAGCGAGUUGUGAUCCUAGGCUCCGGCUGGGCAGGCUAUGCUGUUGCUCGCACCCUUGACCCAGCCAAGUAUGAGCGUGUCGUGGUGUCGCCGCGGUCCUACUUUGUCUUCACCCCGCUGCUAGCGUCCACCUCGGUCGGUACCCUCGAGUUCCGUACCAUCUUGGAGCCCGUACGUCGUCUGCCUCAGGUGGAUUUCUUCCAGGGCUGGGCCGACGAUGUCGAUUUCGAUACCAAGAUGGUCCGCGUCGAGGUCAACACCUCUAGCGACAUGGGCAGCCAGACAGUCAUCCCGCCGCCCCCGGGUCAGGCUACCGAGAACCCUUCCAAAAAGGGCGACGUCUUUGAUCUCUCGUACGACAAGCUCGUCAUAGCCUGUGGCUCCUACAGCCAAACCUUUGGCAUCGAGGGGGUGCGGCAGCACGCCCACUUCCUCCGCGACAUCGGCGACGCGCGACGCAUCCGGCUCCGCGUGCUGUCGCUAUUCGAGCUGUGCUCGUAUCCGAGCGGCGCCGGCCUGCUCACCGACGACGACAAACGCACCCUGCUGCAUUUUGCCAUCGUAGGGGGCGGGCCCACGGGCAUCGAGUUCGCCGCGGAGCUGCACGACCUUAUCUACGACGACCUCGCCCGGCUCUACCCGGACCUCCUCCGCUUCGUGCGCAUCGCGGUGUACGACGUCGCGCCCAAGGUUCUGCCCAUGUUCGACCAGGCCCUGGCCAAGUACGCCAUGGACACGUUUGCGCGCCACGGCAUCGACGUCCGCACAGAACACCACCUGGAGCGGCUGCGGCCGGCAGACGGAGACCUCGGCAGCCGCCACGGCGCGCUGCGCAUCAAGGUCAAGGAGCUCGGCGACGACGAGGUUGGUGCCGGCCUUGUGGUCUGGAGCACCGGCCUCAUGCAGAACCCGCUGGUGGCGAAGCUGACCGGGAAGAAGCUGUCCGCCGCCGGCGGCACGGGGGAAGCCGGGCAGCGCUUGGCAACAGACGUUAGGACUGGAGGGCUCGUCACUGACGCAUACCUGCGGGCGCGGACGACCUCGAGCGAAGGCAACGAUUCAGCUGCUGGCGCUGGUGCCCCCCCGGCCGCCGCCGGCAGACUCUUGGAAGAUGUCUUUGUAAUCGGCGACUGCGCCAUCCUCGAGAACGACCCGGCCCUCCCCAAGACGGCGCAGGUGGCAUCCCAGCAAGCGAUUCAUCUCGCCAAGCGCCUGAACCGCGGCGACGUUUCCGGCAAACCGUUUGCCUUCCGCAACUGGGGCACGCUCACCUAUCUAGGCAGCUGGAAGGCGAUCCAUCAGAGCUCGGCCGACGAGCUCAAGGGCUGGGUAGCCUGGGUCAUCUGGCGAGGUGCUUAUCUAACUAAGUCAAUGUCGGUCAGGAACAAGAUCCUGGUGCCUGUGUACUGGGCUAUUUCUUGGCUCUUUGGUCGUGGCAUUAGUCGCUUUUGA